This is a messenger RNA of Thermothelomyces thermophilus ATCC 42464, 1202 nucleotides long. RefSeq lists its product as uncharacterized. The record is from RefSeq and is a predicted model, not a curated record. Lineage: Eukaryota; Fungi; Ascomycota; Sordariomycetes; Sordariales; Chaetomiaceae. The transcript has 2 exons. Bases 300 to 1133 code for a protein of 277 amino acids.
AGUAAUUAAGUUCAUAAAUGUAAUGAAUGCUGACGGUGACUCUCUGCCACAGAUCAAAGAUUAAUUAGGUAAUAGGUAUUGAGCUGUCUUGAGACUAAUUAGGUCUUACCUCAGCCGCUCCCCUCUGACGAACUGAUCUUAGGCUUCCGACCCCCCUUUUCACAGGCUCUUUAUUGAUGACAAAUCAUGCAAUAAGCGACCACCGUACAAUUUUACCAAGGGGUUACCUGGUUCGAAACCACCUUUGGUCGUUGCGUUCUCCCGUAGUUAGCCCCUAAUUAUCGAUCGAUCAGUCAACAAUGCCGCCCCCGUCUGUCAUCCGCCGCAACCCGCCCAGCGCCGUCGUCUACGACCUGUCGGUCCCCCACCAAGUCACCAUCACCCUCCCCGCCGGCUCGACCUGGACGAGCGGCCUCCACUGGCACGAGACGCACACCGAGUACCUCCGCCUGGUCAACGGCCGGAUCCGCCUCCGGCUCGGCGACGCCGUGCAGACCGUCUCGGCCUCCCCGGGGGGCUCGUUUCCAUCGCCGCCGCCGCCGCCGCCGGAGGAGAUCCGGGUCGACAGGGGGGUUUGGCACGAAUGGAGUCGCGCCGCGCCAUCUGAGAAGAAACCACGGUCGGCUGGGGAAGAGGUAGCUGCCGAGGACGAGGAGGACGAGGAGGAGGAGGAAGAAGAGGUAGUUGUGGUCGAGAGGACGGAGCCGGCCGACGGCGACAAGUCCGUCUUCUUCUGGAGCCUAAACGGGGUCAUACUCGAGGCCGAAGCCGAGGCCGCGGCCCGGGCCCUGCGAACGACUGCCACGGGCAGGCUGGCGGGUGUAUGGGCCGGGCUCCGGACGACCCUCAGCCUAUGGGCCAUCUUCGACGCGCUCGACAACUUCCCCGUGCUCCUCGGCGUUCGGGACGCCGGGCGGCGUCGGAGGCUCGUCGAGCGGGGCUCGCGGGGUGACGCCUGGCUCACUUGGUGGGAAACGAGGUGGUCCCAUGCCGUUCUGACCAUCGCGGUCGUCUUGGUGUGCGCGGCUGGGGAGCACGCGGUCCGGCCGCGGUUCACCCCGGCGGAGGAGUACGCGGCCUGGGUACUGCGGAAACAAAGGGCGAACAACACCGCGGCGCCGGGCCGUACCUAAGGUAAUGGUUGGGUAAUAGUUAUUUAAUUACACAAGGCAGGAGGGCUAAAGUGGAAGGAAUGGUGUUGA